AUGUCCUCUAUGCUGCGAGCGACGCGUUGCAUUGGCCAUUCUGCGUCUGGUCGUUUACUCAGGCCGUGCGAUGCGACAUGCAGGCCUCUUGCACGCUAUGUAUCGACUCAUCCCACGAGUCACUCUGCGUCCCCCCUCAGUAGAAGCGUGCAGGGAUUUGUCGUCGGAGCUAUCUCUGCGCUCGCUCUUGGAUACUAUGUUCAGAACAAGAGUCCCGUUUAUCUAGACGGCGCGAAUGUGGUGCAUGGUGAUAAUACUCUCCCGAAACGCACGCCGAAAACCACAAAAGAUCGCUCGCUACCGGAGCCCCCCAGCCCGUCUCAGUAUGCGUCGAGAGAGGAGAUACAACAGGCUAUCGCCGAAUUGCGCAAGGCUCUCCCAAGAGAGGGUGCUGUUGAUACUAACCCAGACGUUGUGCAGACGUAUGGGCACUCUGACAAUUCGUAUCAUCCUACUUCUCCACAUUCCGUCGUGGUACGACCGCGAAGCACGGACGACGUCGUGAAGGUGGUGAACAUUGCACGUAAAUUCAGGGUGCCCAUUGUACCCUACAGUGGUGCAACCAGUCUAGAGGGCCAUUUCUCCGGGCUCUCGACUGGAGACAUAUGUCUAGAUAUGUCCGGAAUGGAUCAGAUCAUCGAAAUUCAUGAGGAUGAUGGCGACCUAGUAUGCCAAUCUGGAGUUCAGUGGGAAACAAUCAACCAAACUCUGAAGGACAAAGGAAUCCCACUGUUCUUUCCUCUUGAUCCAGGACCUGGGGCGACAAUCGGAGGAAUGAUUGGAACGGGCUGUUCGGGAACGAACGCUGUCCGAUACGGGACCGCGAAGGGCGAAUGGUUUUUAAACAUUGCACGUCCAUUUCAUAUUAGCCGUGUGAUUGAGCUUACCGAUGUUCAGACGGCUGUGCUACCUAACGGGAAAGUCAUCAAGACACGUCGGAGAGCACGCAAGUCCGCCGCCGGCUUUGAUACGACCAAGUUGUUCAUUGGCGCCGAGGGAACGCUUGGAAUAGUGACUGAAGCCACUUUGCGCCUGGCCCCAGUGAUACCCACUAAAGUUGCUAUGGCACAAUUUCCCGAUGUUGAACGCGCGGUUGGUGCAGUCCAAGAGAUACUCAAUAGUCCUCAUGGUCCUCACCUCCAAUGUGUAGAGCUACUUGACGAUAAUAUGAUGGCUGCCAUAAACACUGCCGGGGAGGUGUCGAGGAACCUGCCAGUUAGCGACACGUUAUUCUUCAAGAUCCAAGGCGACGAAGCCGCUAUCACCGCAACUGCGCGAGCUGUACAGGAAGCUGUUCGGCGACAUGGAAGCACUAAUUUCGAAUUUGCUCAGACGGACGAAGAGGCGAGUGAACUGUGGGAGAGCAGGAAAUAUGCUCUCAUCAGCACUCUCGGUAGUGUGCCCGGAGCGCGAUGCUGGACGACUGACGUAUGUGUCCCACCCUCUCGCCUUCCUCAACUUGUGUAUGAGACAAAGAAGGACCUCGUAGAGCAGAAGCUACAGUCAACCAUCGUCGGCCAUGUCGGGGAUGGUAAUUUCCAUGCUCUGCUUCUCUUCAAAGACGACAAAGAACUCGAAGUCGUCACGGACGCUGUGCAUCGAUUGGUGGAGCGUGCAAUUAGACUUGACGGGACGUGUACGGGCGAGCAUGGCGUAGGUGUGGGCAAGAAGGAAUACCUUGUGCAGGAGCUCGGUGAAGAUACGGUCGAGCUUAUGAGGACGAUCAAACGUGCUAUCGAUCCGUUAAACAUCAUGAACCCCAGCAAGUUAUACCCAAACCCUCCAGAGCCUAAGAAGAGGGACGACUAA
Molecule: messenger RNA, 1809 nt
Organism: Fibroporia radiculosa
Lineage: Eukaryota; Fungi; Basidiomycota; Agaricomycetes; Polyporales; Fibroporiaceae
Exons: 13
Coding region: 1-1809 (602 amino acids)
Biological process (GO): lactate catabolic process
Cellular component (GO): mitochondrion
Molecular function (GO): D-lactate dehydrogenase (NAD+) activity; FAD binding; D-lactate dehydrogenase (cytochrome) activity
Source: RefSeq, a predicted model, not a curated record